AAUUUUUUGGUUUUCAUCUGACGAAUUUCAGUUUCAAGAAAGUUGUUCGUUGUCGACAGAGAAUCGGAGAAUCAUCGAAGAUGAGAGCUGUACACUGUCUUUCUGCUUGAUGUCCCCGAUUGCCAUCAAGUGUGUAAGUUUCGGACUUGACAGCACGAAGAAAAACAUGAAAUGCUCGCAAGAUUUGAAAUCGGACUGCGGAGAGUCCACCGUGGCAUUUUGACGAGGCCAAUUGGGUGUUACGGAUUGUCGAUGACAACCGCAACAACAACGACAACGACAACGACAACGACAACGACAACGACAGCUGCGUCGACACACCCGUCGCAAUGGAAACCGUUGACACACCGUCUGCUUGAGCGCACAAAGGAUUUCGAUGCAAGAAGCGACAGAUUUGGAGGUGUUAGUCACAGUGGAAAGUUGCAGGCGGAGUAUCACAACCUGCUGAACGAUUGGCGUCAUGUUCUUUUCAAAAUACCGAACAACGAAACGGAGAUUCUUUCCAAGAGUGCCAACUCAAUCGAAAAGCUCCUCCACUCUAUUUUUGACUGUAUCUCAAGGAAAAAUGAAGGAACACAGUGUUUCGACCACAAGAGCAACAGCCAAAGCUUUCAGAAAAACCAUUACUUUCAGCCACCCCCGACGCUCCGAGACGAUGUAACUACCGGGAUCUAUGCAUGGGGAAGAACGGCAGUCAAUGACUCAAGUUCUCCAUUGAGAGCCGAAGCCCUCUUCCAAAAGUUUGAAAAGAAUUGUAAAAUUUCUAGAAGCAGCAAUUCAAUCUGUCGUCCCACUUCUGACGUCUACUCGGCUCUGGUCUAUUGCUGGUCUCAGGCUCAGGCAAAUCAAAUUGCCUCCCAAAAAGCUCUCUAUUGGUUUCGAAAGAUAGAGGAAAACAAAGCCAUGGUGGUGACCUCGGAAGCUUGGAAUGCUCUUCUUCGAAUCCACGUUAGACAAGGGAAAAAUGUCGACAAAAAUCUCCUCACAAAACAUUCCAUUCUAAACGAUGGCUAUACGUAUGCCAGUCUUGUGGAAGGCUGGAUGGAUUCCGAGUUGCCGUAUAGCUCAAAAAACGCUUACAAUGAAUUGCAACGCGGUAUUGCCUAUUGCAUUGACAAAGAAGAUCAAAUGCCGGCGCUUCGGCAGCUCAUUCUGACAUAUCUGGUGAAAAACAUUGAGAAAGGCAACAUUCUUGAAUACGAGCAAGUUAUGAACCAAGCGUCAAUUCUCCAGGAAAAUCGUCCCGAGCUAGAUUUUUUUGAUGCGAAGCAUUUCCUUGCCGUCAUGAACGCUUUUGGUGCCAGAGGAGAUUCCGAUAAGGUCAUUCAACUAUACCAAGAGUUACAAAUAGAUUACGAACAAGGUUCUGAACGAUUCAAGCCAAGCUACCAAAUUGUGGUUGCCGUGUUGUCAGCUCUGGCAAAGAAACAAAACCUCAAGAGUCUUGCAGCAUGCGAAAGUUUGCUGUCGGAAAUAGAAUCGUACUUGUUGAUAGACGGUGUGUCGGCAGCUGGAAUCACCAACCACGCGUACAACAUAGUGCUAGACUGCUACAUCCGAUUUCCACAUGUCAAAAAUAGGAGGGAGCGCGUGGAGAAGUUGAUUGAGCGCAUGGAAAAAUUAGCAAGUAAACACAACAAUCCACUUUUACGUCCCGACAAACUAUCCUUUGCCGCCUACAUCAAAUCGAUCAUACAAGAAGACAAACCAGGGUCUGUGUUGGAGAUCGAUAAGAUUCUUCAAAGAAUGGAAAAUUCUCAUCUACUUUCUAUUCAACCGGACAGGAAUAUUUAUACAAUCGUGCUGGAGGCUGUUUUGGCACGUGGUGAGAAAACAGCCAUAUUGCAAGCGAAAGAUGUUAUGGAUAGAAUGGGACGGUGUGUCAAUCUUCUUCCAGACAGGAUAAUGUAUACGAUUUUGAUGAAAAUUCAUUCGCUGGCGGGUGACGUCCAGGGGUCCGACGAUGUAUUGAAUGAAAUGAUUGAAGCCUAUGAAAAAGGCCGCGCCGAUUGCUGUCCGAACGAAAAAGCAUUCGUUACGGCGAUAAGCUCAUUGAAACAAUUGAACAGAGAGGAUGUUCCAGAUGAAGCUUUUAGAAUCUUCAACAAAAUGGUAGCUCUUUACAACAACGGGAUCGAGGAGUGCCGACCUUCUAUGAAAACCUUUGGAAUGCUGAUGGUAAUUCUUGCAAAAAGCAAUCACAAAUCGAAAUUGCAAAUGGCUCAACGCCUCAUCUAUGAAAUGGAGAAAUACGGUGUGAACCCCGACUUGACGCUAUUGAAUUGGUACAUGCGUGUCUGCACCACAAUCACUAGCAGCGAUCUACGUCAGCAUAGAGAAAGCUGGACGGAAAUAUUGCUCACGUUCAACACACUACAAGAAAGGGGGAUAGCGAACUCCCACAGCUACAAUUCAGUUUUCCAUGCAUGCGAUAGGUUUGUUCUCGAUCCCGACGAGAGAUAUUCCUUUUUUCGUGAUACGUAUUACAAGUGCCGAAAGGAUGGGCAAGUAGAUAGAAAAAUCUUGACGUCACUCCGACGAUUCCUUUCGCCCAAGGUAUACCGCCAUUUGACAAAGCUGGAUCCAAGUGACAAUACGAUAAAAAUGAAGGUAUAUCGACAGUUGAACAGGCUUGACCCAGAUGACAAUGAUAAAAUGUGAAAAAGAUACGACCAAUCUGAAAUGUAAAUUUACAAUAACGCCACACGACAUUA
This is a messenger RNA of Pseudo-nitzschia multistriata, 2714 nucleotides long. Lineage: Eukaryota; Bacillariophyta; Bacillariophyceae; Bacillariales; Bacillariaceae. The record is from the annotation of a GenBank genome assembly.